AGUCGCUUGCUUCUUGUCUUUCUGAGGCAGAGGAACUUCCUAACGGGCGCGGCGAAAAUAUCAGAAAUUCACGUAGAGUGAAGAGUUCACAGGAGGAAGGGGACUUCUGAAACUGACGGCUUCAUCGCGGAAUUUUUCUACAGUGGGGUCUGAGGCUAAGGGCGCCCGUGUCGCCAACGUGAACAAGAAAAGGCUUUUUACAACCAGCGGUGCGUCAGAUUUGAAGUGAUUUUUGGACAUUUUUCUUUUAGGAUCGCUGAAGGCUGUUUUUUAUUUUUAAAGGCACGACGGCGUGACCCAUUCAGGAACACUGAUUUGGCUUAAUCUUUAAACUUCCACCAAUUUUUUAUUUUUGUGCUGGAGUGUCUUUUUGGGUUUGCGGGAAGUGCGACAAGAAGCCAUCGGAACUUUUCUUCGCAGAAAGUCGAUUUGAACUGGCGGACGUCCCUCUCACGAGUCACUCUAGCUCUCCGUUUUUUUUUUUUUGCUCUUUGGUUUCAGAUUGAUGACUUUUUUCCUUUUGACUUCUUGUGCGCUUGUGUGCGAGGAGUUCCGAAAUUUUGCUACGUGGUGCAAAUCAGCAGACGCAGUUCACCUUUAACGCUCCAGAGCGUAUCGUUAUUGAUUGAAAAGGACGUUUUAAUACCCUCGUUGCAAAGGAGUUACGUUUAGGUGCUGGAUUAAAAGCAACUAAUUUCAUACUCGAGGUUUUUCUCCCCUUUUACGAAGAGGAAGCUGCUCGCAGAGAAUACGUAGAGCGAGAUUUAGAAGAACUCCGGGGGCAUUUUUUUUAACACGAUACAACGAAAGCGCGAAGGCUUUUUUUUUGGAGACACCUGCAAGUGGAUCGGGUGGAAAAUCUUACAGCCGCCUUGUUUGCAUUCGAAUCUGCAGCUGUGCAGUCGCAAUCAUGGGCUGUACGGUCAGUGCCGAAGAUAAAGCCGCGGCAGAGAGGUCCAAGAUGAUUGACAAAAACCUCCGCGAAGAUGGAGAAAAAGCCGCCCGAGAGGUGAAACUACUGCUUUUAGGUGCUGGAGAGUCUGGGAAAAGUACUAUUGUGAAACAGAUGAAGAUUAUCCAUGAAGAUGGCUACUCUGAAGAGGAGUGUAAACAAUACAGAGCUGUCGUUUACAGCAACACGAUUCAGUCUAUCAUGGCGAUCAUUAAGGCCAUGGCCAAUCUCAAAAUCGACUUUGGAGAUACCUCACGAGCGGAUGAUGCACGUCAGCUUUUUGCCCUGUCCAGUGCAGCAGAAGAACAGGGAAUUAUGCCAGAUGACCUUGCUAAUGUGAUUCGGCGGUUGUGGGCAGAUUCUGGAGUCCAGGGUUGCUUUACCCGUUCCAGGGAGUACCAGCUCAAUGACUCUGCAGCAUACUACCUGAAUGACCUGGAGAGAAUAGCCAAGGCAGACUACAUCCCCACUCAGCAGGAUGUGCUGCGGACACGUGUAAAGACCACUGGUAUUGUGGAGACUCACUUCACCUUUAAGGAGCUGCACUUCAAGAUGUUUGAUGUUGGUGGACAGCGCUCUGAAAGGAAAAAAUGGAUUCAUUGCUUUGAGGGGGUAACAGCCAUUAUAUUCUGUGUAGCACUGAGUGCCUAUGACCUUGUGCUGGCUGAAGAUGAAGAGAUGAAUCGAAUGCAUGAGAGCAUGAAGCUGUUUGAUAGCAUCUGUAACAACAAGUGGUUCACAGACACCUCCAUCAUCCUCUUCCUAAACAAGAAAGAUUUGUUUGAAGAAAAGAUCACUCGCAGCCCUCUGACAAUUUGUUUCCCUGAAUAUUCAGGUGCAAACAAGUAUGAGGAGGCAGCCAGUUACAUUCAGACCAAGUUUGAAGACCUGAACAAGCGAAAGGACAGUAAGGAGAUCUACACCCACUUCACCUGUGCCACAGACACCAAGAACGUGCAGUUUGUCUUUGACGCAGUUACUGAUGUCAUCAUCAAAAACAACCUGAAAGAUUGUGGACUAUUUUGAAGAGACAUUUUUGGGAUGGAGGAUUACUUGAACUGCUCUGUUCAUCAGAGAGACGCAUGGGACCCACCAGGACAGAUUGCACUGGCUAAGGAAUCCUGCUUUUGUCUGCUUUUUUGUAUAAGAAAGGAAAAAUAAUGGAACUGAUAGCUUGGAGAGCAUUUUAAAAGCCUGCGGGGCUGCAGAUUCCCCAGUUAUGUUAUGUAUUCUUUCAUUAUUAUUUUUUAUAUUUAAAUUUGAGGGGUUGUGUAAUUCCAAGAUGUCUUUUUUAAGUAUUAAGUCAAGACAGCAAAUCAUUUUUUAAUUGACAAAAAACAGUUAGUUGCUUAUUUUUAGAUGUUUAUUUGAAGUCUUAGUUUGAUGUGAAAAUUUUAUGAAGCAUUUGAGAGCUUAAACUAUUUUUUAAAAUAACAGGGGCUGGAAAAUGUAUGUAUGGGGACAGGAAUCAAGAAGAAAAGGAUGGAAAGUGCUAUUUGAUAAUGUUUACACAAAGUCCUCAUUUCUAGCAAAAUCUCCCAUUUACUGCUGCGUGAUGGCUAAGAGUUUUUUUUGUUUUAAAAUUGUAACUUGCACAGGCCAGCAUAAGUUCCCUUUUAACAAUAUAUACAAAAUAAAAACUUUUUCAUGAGGGGUGGGGGGAAAUCCAGAUGUUUCUUUUGAAGUAUAUUUAAUACAUGUAAGUACA
Polypterus senegalus (gray bichir) is the source of this 2660-nucleotide messenger RNA. Its product is annotated as guanine nucleotide-binding protein G(i) subunit alpha-2. The record is from RefSeq and is a predicted model, not a curated record. The transcript has 9 exons. Gene Ontology annotation, cellular component: heterotrimeric G-protein complex. Gene Ontology annotation, biological process: adenylate cyclase-modulating G protein-coupled receptor signaling pathway; gamma-aminobutyric acid signaling pathway. The coding region runs from base 911 to 1978 and encodes 355 amino acids. Gene Ontology annotation, molecular function: GTPase activity; GTP binding; G-protein beta/gamma-subunit complex binding. NCBI's taxonomy places the organism in Eukaryota, Metazoa, Chordata, Cladistia, Polypteriformes, Polypteridae.